Messenger RNA from Neopsephotus bourkii (Bourke's parrot), 2629 nucleotides. RefSeq names its product glucose-6-phosphatase catalytic subunit 2 (gene G6PC2). The record is from RefSeq and is a predicted model, not a curated record. Gene Ontology annotation, biological process: gluconeogenesis; glucose 6-phosphate metabolic process. The transcript has 7 exons. The coding region runs from base 1316 to 2215 and encodes 299 amino acids. Gene Ontology annotation, molecular function: glucose-6-phosphatase activity. NCBI's taxonomy places the organism in Eukaryota, Metazoa, Chordata, Aves, Psittaciformes, Psittacidae. Gene Ontology annotation, cellular component: membrane.
CUUGAGAGAGAGAGGUUUCUAAACAAGUACAUCCUUGGGAAAGAACUGGGAGAGAGAAAAUAAAUUCCAUCUCUUUUAUUUAUAUGACAGUUUCCUUGCUGGAUGCCCUGCAGUGCUAUAAGCUGUAGAGCUUUGGUUAGCAUAAAACAAAUCUUCCCAAAUAUUUGUAGCUAAAAAGCUAGGAGAAACUGAUUGUUGAAAUAUCCUGAAAUUUGGGGGUUGGAAGGGUUUUCCUUGAAAUCAGGUGAUACCAGUGGAUGUGAAUAAUUCAGUCAAUGUGUGCAAGAAUGUUAAAGCAGUUCUUCAGAAACAAUGCAUAUAAUUUUAAAUCACUUUUUAACUCUAAGGUUUUCUACCUGGCUCAAUGCAGUGGGUAGCAAUAAACAUAUAUCGGAUUAAAAUCUGCUAAAAAGUUUCUAAAACCAGACUAUUAAUAGCUAAAGUAAAUGCAAGUAGCUGAAGUAAAUGUGAGAUUGUGUCAGGAAGAAAGGUCUUCUAAGUCCAUUUGAUUGUCAUGCCUUAUUUGCUGAAUCUGCUUAAUGUUUCCAUGUGACUUCCCUGACCACACAUCAUAAAGCUGGGUUAAGCUGCUAAGUCUCUCUUCAGCAAAACCAGUUAAGUAGUCUGUAUCUUUGUCUCCACAGCUUGUAUAGUUAAAGUGCCAUGCAGAAAGCAGUGCACAUAUACAGCUGCUUUUGUUUUUCUGAUUUUAAUUGUUGCAGACACAUUGAUAAUCUUUAGUAAAAGAUAUUAAUAUGUCUGAAUAUUGAAGCCUGAUAAAGAACUGAAGUUUUCUUCUUGUUGCUCCAAUGAUAUCAAAUGAUGGUAUCGUCAGACUCUUGGUAUCCGUUUAAUCUUCUCUGGAAAAGAAUUUUUCAUGUACCUGCCUCACAAACUAACAUAAGCUUUUCUUAUGCUACAGUUAUUAAUACUAAUAUUGGUAAACCUCAUGUGCUAAUAGGUUAUUUGCUGUAUACUCUUAAAAUCCUGCUAUCUGGGAGACUCUCAGUUGUCCUUUGGCUGUUUGCCCUGGAGAACCUAAGUGUUUCACUCAUAAAUGCUUAAGGAUACUCCUUAUCAUCUGCUCCCAGGUUUGCUCUGGUUUGCGCAGCAGGUCAAUUUCUGCCAGGCUGGGCAACAAGAAGGGGGCCUGCAGGAGGUUGGGCUUCAGCUUCUUCUAGCAGAGGCAACACUUAACGAAGUAUACACAUCACUGAUGUCCAUCCUGCGGAGAAAUGAACUGUGAGAAAAUCCAAGCAAACAUGUUCCAACUGUUCAUAGAGAGGAUUGCCUCAACCAAGUGGUUGGUACUAAAAUGAUAUGGGUGGCAGUCAUUGGUGAUUGGUUCAACCUCAUAUUUAAAUGGAUUUUAUUUGGCCAUCGCCCAUACUGGUGGGUGCAAGAAACAAUGAUUUAUCCCAAUCAGUCAAGCCCAUGCCUUGAACAGUUUCCUAUAACAUGUGAAACUGGACCAGGAAGCCCAUCCGGACAUGCAAUGGGAUCUUCGUGUGUCUGGUAUGUAAUGGUCACUGCAGCACUUAGCUACACAGUUAGAUGGAAAAAUAAAUCAGCAGUUAGCCUUCACAGACUGACAUGGUCAUUCCUCUGGAGUAUUUUUUGGAUUAUCCAGAUCAGUGUGUGCAUCUCAAGAGUAUUCAUAGCAACGCAUUUCCCUCAUCAAGUUGUUAUCGGAGUAUUUGCUGGCAUUCUGGUGGCAGAAGCAUUUGAGCAUACAUCUGCUAUUCAGACAGCGAGCUUGGGAAUGUACAUCAAGACAAACUUGUUUCUUUUCAUCUUUGCCCUUGGCUUUUAUCUAGUCCUCAAACUUCUUGAUAUUGACUUGCUAUGGUCUGUUCCAAAGGCCAAGAAGUGGUGUGCCAACCCAGACUGGAUAAACAUUGACACAACUCCAUUUGCUGGACUGGUGAGGAAUUUAGGUGCACUCUUUGGCUUAGGUCUCGGAAUUAAUUCUGAAAUGUUCGUCACGAGCUGCAGAGGUAAAAAUAGCUGUAAGAUAAGUUUCCGUGUGGUGUGUAUAGCUGCUUCUUUAGCUACGCUGCAGCUGUAUAAUUUUGUUAAGAUACCUACUCAUACUGAAUAUUUGUUCUACAUUCUCUCUUUUUGUAAGAGUGCAGCUAUGCCUCUGACCGUAGUUGCCUUGGUUCCAUACUGUGUCCACUCAUUAAUGAGAACAACUGAAAAGAAACUUAAUUAGAUAGAGUUUCCAGAUGGUUAGCCAUGGGGGGGGGGUGGUGUGGAUAUGAACUGGUCAAGAACCCUCAACAAAAGGCAGUUUUGCCAAUUCAUUUUAUCCCAAGGGCAUGCCACUGCAUCUUGAUGUGAUUCUGGUAAGUAACUCGUGCAUCCAAUACCAGUGCAUUCAAGAAUGACCUUGCCAGCUCAGAAAUACUAACUGCUGAUUUUUUUUUUCCCUAGAAAUAUUGCAACCACACUGCAGUAUGGUUAGAAAUGACCCAAUACUCUGGGUUAUAGCAAAGUUUCAAAGUAUAAUCAAUUAGUUUUAUGUAGCUACUUGGUGGUCUUUUCGUUCUGUCCAUCUCCAGCUGGCUGAUGCUUUGAGCGUCAGUUAUACAUAGUGAUACUCAGUAUUUAAUUUUAUGUAUGUAUA